Messenger RNA from Paramecium primaurelia, 1259 nucleotides. The record is from the annotation of a GenBank genome assembly. NCBI's taxonomy places the organism in Eukaryota, Ciliophora, Oligohymenophorea, Peniculida, Parameciidae.
AUGUCUAAGUAAUUUAAAUAAGUAAUUAAACUAACUCUAUUCUUAGAAUCCAUAAAAUUCAUUCAAUAAACUAUUCAAUGUAUAAAUUUCUGUAACAUCAAGACCAAAGUAUUAUGAUGUGUCUAGAAUAUCUAAACCCCUCCAAAAUUUAUCCAAUAUUCCAAAUCGUAAUUAAGAGGAUUAAAUCAAGAAAACUUAAACAAAAUCACCUUUAAAAUAGAAUUUUCAAAAGAACCCUCUUGAAAAUAAAUCAUCCAUAUAAAAUUUAGAUGAGAAGUCUAUUAAUAAGGGGAUAUCUCCAUUAUCAAGAAAUAUUAAGACUUCAGAAUAAUAAUAAUAGGUAUAAUCUGAUAAACAAUCGACACAAUAAAAAUAACCAAUUCAAUUCAAAAAUAAUGAAGAAGAUUAAAUAAAUACAAAUUAAUAAAAUAUUUUAAAAUCAUAAUAAAAUAUAAAACAAUAAGAUGUUCUUAUUUAAUAAAAAUAAUAAAUUAACCUUUAAAAAUAAUCUGUUUAACAAAAAUCAUAGAAUAAUAAAUAAUAAUUAACUAGACCAAAAACAGCAUCAAAAUCUUAAUUAUAAUUGAAGUAAAUAAUCUAAUAAGAUUAAUAAAUAAAUUCUACUUAAUAAGAUUAAUUAUUAAAACUGACUCAUAAAACAAAAUCAUAGAUGAAUUUAAAUUAAAAAUAAGAAUAACCAAUCAAGAAUAGAUAGUAAUAGAUUUUUUAAAGAAAAUAGAGUGUUGAGGAUAAACUUUUAUAAUGUCCAGAGGGAUGUGGAAGAUCUUUUAAUGAAAAUGCUUUAGAAAAACAUUCAAAGGUAUGAAUAAAGAUACAAAAUAAUAUAGAUUUGCAAGAAGGUGUUUCAGUAGAAGAGAAAGGUGUUCAAUUCGUAGAUAUAAAGAAUGAUAGAAGUUGAGAAUGGUGAACAAGAUAGAGGAUGUUAAAUGAAGAAGCAAGUGCAAAUGUAGACAAAUAAAUUAGGAUAGAAGUAAUAAUAGAUAAUAAAAAAUGAAAAACCUAAAUGGUAAGCAUAAAGUGAAGCUUUCAGAGCAAUAAUAAGAUAGGCUAAGGGUUAACAAUUGACAUAAGAAGAGUAGGUUUAAUUGAACAGUGCUAUGGAGAAUGUUUAAAAUUUGGUGUAAUGCAAGUUUUGCAACAGAAAGUUUAAUUCAGAGGUUGCUAAGAAACAUAUAGUUUUUUGUGAGACAAAAGCAAAAUAGUGUGGAAAGAGUGGGAUGUAAAAGAAAAAGAAAUGA